This is a messenger RNA of Penicillium malachiteum, 597 nucleotides long. RefSeq lists its product as uncharacterized. The record is from RefSeq and is a predicted model, not a curated record. Lineage: Eukaryota; Fungi; Ascomycota; Eurotiomycetes; Eurotiales; Aspergillaceae. The coding region runs from base 1 to 597 and encodes 198 amino acids. The transcript is spliced from 3 exons.
AUGCCAGGGGAAGAAUCCCCAGCCCUGAAGCCUCAAUCUCAGGAGGCAUCAACUCCUUUCAUCCCUCCUCCACCACCAAAUCCACCAUCAUCUACCUCUCAAAUCCCAGUGCUGGUCACUGGGUCUGGGUCUCUUGGCCCGGUCAUUAACACCUAUGGCCAGGGUUGUUCGACGAGAAUCAACACCGUGAUAUACGCUGAUGAUCCUCGUCAAUUCUACUCCGUGGAUGUGCCGGAGGUCUGCGCCUUUUUCAAAGACAACAUCGCACCUAAAAAGGAUGACACAUCUCUGUUUGUCUCUCUCUUCGAUCAAAUUCAGGCUUCAAAGGAGCGGAUAGCCAAUGAGUGGGAGUUUCUCUGCAAGCUGACUGGGAAUCGGAACACGCCUUCGAACAGAGUGGACGUUCCAGAGAACCUUGAAAAGGACGGUUGUGAUAUCCACAUGAAGAUGGCAUGCCCAAAGCGGCCAGGUACUGAGGACUCAAAGCGACUCACCAAAAAGCCCCGAGCUGCUUACGGUUCCAAGCCUGAAGGGGCACCGGCUUCCAUUGUUCAGAGCAGUACCGGGGCACUGAAGGGGGCAUUCUACGUUAUCUAG